AUGGUGUUUUUUAAUUUGCGCCGAGUGGCCCCCCAAAAGGCAGCCGGGAAGGUUGUCGUUUUUGGUGCGACGACGGCGGUGGGCCGGCCCCUCUCCCUGCUCUUGAAGCUCUGCCCGCAUGUGAGGGAGGUUUGCUGUUGUGGCCCUUUGAGCAGGGUUGAUCAGGGGGCCAGCGUGACGCCGGUGCGUGGCGUGGCUGCGGAUCUUUCCCACAUUGAUACUACCACCAGUGUGAAGGGGUUUGAAAAUCAGUGUGAUUGGGAGUUGGCACUGCGUGGGGCCCAACUCGUCUUGUUUUGCGCCGGGAGUGUGUUCGACCCGUGUAGGGCGCAGCGUGACGCGGCAUUGAGGGCGUCUGGUCCAGAGUUGAUGUCGGCAAUGACUCUGGUGGCGCGGGCGGCCCCAAAUGCCGUUAUUGGCGUUGUUUCCAGUCCCGUUAAUGCGCUCGUGCCCCUUGCAAGGGAGGUGUUGGUGCGCAACGGUGUGUUUAAUCCACGGAAGCUGUUUGGUGUCACGAGCCUUGACGUCAUGAGAACAAGAGCUCUCGUGGCCGAAGAGCUGCAGAUGAACCCGUACGACUUGAAUGUGCCGGUUGUGGGCGGUAGAGGCGGCAUGACUGUGUGUCCUCUUGUGGCGCAGACUGCGCUGCGGAUUCCGCACGAGCGCGUUGUCCAUGUGUGUAGCCAGCUCCGUUCGUACGGGUCGCAUUCCGCCCGCGCGGAGAGUGGCGCUGCCGGUGGCUUGAGCGAUGAAAAGGCGGUUUCCGUGGAACUGCCGCCACAGGUGGCGUUAUCGUUGGCGCAUGCCGUCCUGGAGUGGUCUGUGUCGAUGCUGAAGGCUCUGCGAGGGGACCGCGGCAUCGUUGAGUGCUCCUUUGUGGAGUCCACAGUGCGGAAGGAGACCCCCUUUUUUGCUUCACGUGUGGAGCUUGGCGAGGAGGGCGUGGCGCGACUUCUGCCAAUGGGUGCACUCACGGCGUACGAGACGGAGCUGGUAGAGACUGCCGUGCCGCUUAUAGCGGGGGAUGUUGAGGCGGGGUUGCGCUUUGCAGCUGGAGAGCCUGAGCCGGCCCUGUAG
Trypanosoma conorhini is the source of this 1077-nucleotide messenger RNA. Its product is annotated as malate dehydrogenase. Lineage: Eukaryota; Euglenozoa; Kinetoplastea; Trypanosomatida; Trypanosomatidae. Bases 1 to 1077 code for a protein of 358 amino acids. Gene Ontology annotation, cellular component: cytoplasm. The transcript has a single exon. Gene Ontology annotation, molecular function: L-malate dehydrogenase (NAD+) activity. The record is from RefSeq and is a predicted model, not a curated record. Gene Ontology annotation, biological process: carboxylic acid metabolic process.